GCGGUUCAAUGUUUUCUUCUUCCCUGCGUGCGCUAUAAAUAAGUGUAAUGGCGCAGUUCAUGUCUUCACAACAAGUUUUAGCAGGGAGAAAGAUCAAAAAUGGGAUCAGUUUGGGUUAGUUAUGCACCGGCGAAGAAGGACUCGGAUGCCGACAGAACUCCAGCCCGACCGGGAGUCGGCGAUGGCGAUGGCGAUGGCGAUGGAUCCCAUACUCAUGCUGUCGACAAACGGCAGCUGCUGCCGGUAAAUGAAGAUUUGGUACUUCAACGCUCGAGAACCCUGACUCCGACUAAGCCACUGAUCAAAGACGGCGGUGGAGCUAGUCAUCAUGCCAUAAACAAGAGUCAACAGAUCGCGGAUGAAGCCUUGAGAUCCAAACGCUCAAGAACUCCGACUUCACCGCCGCCCAAAGACGGCGGUGGAGCUCGUCAUCAUGCUAUAAACGAGUCCGCCGCCAAUCAAUGACGGCGGUGGAGCUCGUCAUCAUUGAUAUAUUGCAAGGAGGUGGAGAACUUAAAAUAAGGCAAAAAGAAUAAAUUUUAAAAUAAAUGUAUAGUCAGUUUGUUAGAUGUAAUUUUAUUUUAUAUUAAAUGUCAAAGAAAUAUAUUUUUUUCUCUUCGUAGCUUAAGGUUUGUUUUUCCUAACAUUAUUAUAUUAUAAA
Zingiber officinale is the source of this 661-nucleotide messenger RNA. RefSeq lists its product as uncharacterized. The record is from RefSeq and is a predicted model, not a curated record. The transcript is spliced from 2 exons. The coding region runs from base 100 to 465 and encodes 121 amino acids. NCBI's taxonomy places the organism in Eukaryota, Viridiplantae, Streptophyta, Magnoliopsida, Zingiberales, Zingiberaceae.